AAGCUCUCGCGAGGCCGCGGCGGCGCUGUUGCUGUGGUUCCCUCGGCUGGGGCGGCGCUAGCGUUGGCGCCGCGGCCCGGCCCGGAUGUUGUUGUUUCUCCCCCUCCCCGGAUAAUGAAGGGCGCUUCCUGCCCCUGAGCCGCAACGACGCCGGCUCAGCCUCGCCGGUGGACCCCGGCCGCCUGCCCGCUCCUUAUCCGGACACACAGCGCGGCCCGGCUAUGGCGGAUUUCGACGAGAUCUACGAGGAGGAGGAGGACGAGGAGCGGGCGCUGGAGGAGCAGCUGCUGAAAUACUCGCCCGACCCGGUGGUGGUGCGCGGCUCUGGCCAUGUCACCGUAUUUGGACUGAGCAACAAAUUUGAAGCAGAAUUCCCUUCUUCUUUAACGGGAAAGGUCGCACCUGAGGAAUUUAAAGCCAGCAUCAGCAGAGUUAACAGUUGUCUUAAGAAGAACCUUCCAGUUAAUGUUCGAUGGCUACUUUGUGGUUGCCUUUGUUGCUGCUGUACAUUAGGUUGUAGUAUGUGGCCAGUUAUUUGCCUCAGUAAAAGAACACGAAGAUCGAUUGAGAAGUUAUUAGAAUGGGAAAACAAUAGGUUAUACCACAAGCUGUGCUUGCAUUGGAGACUGAGCAAAAGGAAAUGUGAAACGAAUAACAUGAUGGAAUAUGUCAUUCUGAUAGAAUUUUUACCAAAGACACCGAUUUUUCGACCAGAUUAGCAUUUGCUUUAUUUAUAGAGACUUAUCCAAGUAUGUUGUCUUUCCAAUGGUGCCUUGCUUGGUGCUCUCCUGGUGGUGAUAUAGCAUUGGUUCUACAAAUUAUUGUGGUGUUUUUUGUUCUUUUUGUUUUUUAAUAACAGCAUGUUCUAAGUGCAUUUUGUCAAAAUUUGCAAAAGUCAUUUCAUGCAAAUGUUAAGUACUACUUAAGUUAUUACUUGUACUUAUUAUGUUUGUUAAUGUAUCUUGAUUUUCAGAGAGUCUUUUAUAUGUGUGUGUGUAUAUAUACAUAACAUAAAUAUACAGCUGAAAAUAGCCUACAAGCGAGCAGACUUUUUUUAACCCAUAAUACGCAUAAUGAAUUGACUGUAAAUUGUGGAAGUUCUUUUAAUCUUUAACCUGUAUACCUAAGUAACUUCUAUGACCCUCUCCAGAUUUUGCCUGUGACAUUCUAGUUGUAUAUUUUUAUUUUCCCUUUUUUUGCGGUGGGUGGGGGAACGAAGGUAAUAUCAGCCAGCCACCUCUACUGGGAUAAUAAGCUAUGCUUGUUUGAAACUGUCCAUUUUGGAACCCAAAUGUCAAUGCACCAUUAGAAGUCUCUGUGCUCUUUUGUGAAGAAAUCUAUCAGCUGGUUCUGAAGAAAUUGUACCUUAAAGGUUAAUAAACCAGAAUUCAAAGUAUUUUACUUAGACUAGAAAAAUAAUGGAAAGGUUUGCAUGCAUCUAAUAAUUACUAGAGCUCAGGAUCACAAAAAUACAUUAGUAUUGGAACUUAUAAUGUAUAUAUCUUAAUUCAGGUUAAUGCCAUGUAACAGCUUUACUCUUUACUUCUUAUUGUUUACCAGAUCUUGUACACAAGGGUGCAAAAAUAUUUGUUUCAGUAAAUUUAUUGUCCCAAGAAAAUAUUUUUCGGAUUUUUUAGGGUUUUUUUAAAAUGCAUUUAUAACCUCACACAGGCAGUUGUUUGAGAGAAAUCUUGAAAAAUACAGUUCCAGACACAAAUGCAGACGGAUGCCAUGUAUCACAAAAUUAGUCAAAGCAGGGUACACUGGACAAUAGUGAGAACUUAAGAAAUGUAUUGGAUAAAUAUUUAUUGCACCCUGAUUUCUUCCCAUUUAGGUUUACAAGGUUUAUUUUCUGCACAAAUACGAUUUAAAAAAAAAACUGGAUAUGUGAUGUAUGCUUGGGUCAGGCCAGUUCUAUUUCAUUCUGUUACUUAUCUCAGUUGGUUGUACAUAUCUUCAUAUAUGUUUGUUUUUAAUAGCUACUCAGAAAUCUUAUUUUUUAGUUUGUUCUUUGUAUGUCUGGAAUUACCAUACAUGAACAUUAAUGUAUGCUAAGAAACUGUUCCUCAUACAUCUGUGGUAGCAAGCAAUAAUGUGAAUUACUAUGACAAACAAAUAUACUCUGCAUAAUAUUCGUAUGAAUGAAAAGUUGAUAUCACUACAUGAAUACCUUUCUCUUUUUACUCUUUUAAAUACAAGUUUCAUUUCUCAUUAAUAUAUACAAGUACCUGGAUGUUAUGAACUAUUUUUGUAUACGUCUUCAAAAUAGUUAUUCUCUAUAAAUCUUCACUAGCGAAUGUCGUAUUCAUUGUUUGAUAUUGGGAGCUGUCUAGAAAGGUCAAGGGUUUUCUCUGAAUUAUCUUAAUCUGUGUUCUCUAUAUAUGCCCCAGAAUAGAGAUCUUCCAUUACUCAGCUUUUAUCUAUUGAAGAAAGGAGCUCUUGUGUUUUUUGUGUAAGCUGCAGGUAUGCUUUACUGUUAUCAAAGUUCUCAAUGGACUGUAUAAAAUAGCUCUUUCAUAGACGUAUUGUUGAGUAUCUGUUAUCCCUUUCAGUUCUCCAUUGGUAUUUCAUUAAUGAAGAAGUGGCUGAGUGGCUGAAAGAUUUUCACUUGAGGUAUAUCUCUUGUAAAGUUUAUAUGUGGUACUACCCUGUGUUAACACAAGAGCCAUGACUGCUCAAGGUGUCAAAUUUGUAUUAACCAAAUGGAUGUCUGUCUAAUUUUAUCAGACUUUGCAGCUUGAUCCUUGAUAUGAAGGACAAGUCAAAAUAUAUGAAAUGCUCUAAGAAGCAGUUCUCAUCACACUCAAUGUCUCUGACUUGGGUUGGCCUCCAGAGAGACUCAGGAGUUUGGGAUCAUUGAGGCAGUUAUGGCUGACCAAGAUUUUUAAAUCUUCGUGGUUUCUCCUGUCAAAGUAGACCAUUCAUCCAGUAGUAGUUAUAAAACUUCUUUACACAAAACCCUUAACCCCUGAAAAAAAAUAAUAGAAAUUGGAGAUGGUAAAGACCUUAAAAAGUCAUCAAUUUAAUCUCCGUAGCGGCCAGUAGGGAUUUUUUUUAACAUAAUUUCUAGUGUUUUGUCCAACCUGCAGUAGGUUUACGUGUCUCUAGCAAUAAUUUCAUUUCCUAUGAGUCCAACUACCAAAGUUAAACAAUUUAUAGUUUGGGCAGGCCACAAGACAAUGGUAAGGAGAAAAGGGAAUCAAAAUGCUACUUUCUUUUGCAGGACUCAUGAUUUUUGAAUACUUGAGGUUGGUAAUCCUGCAGAUUGCUGAUCCAGAAAGCUUAAUACUGAACAAUUUAAAGAGAUACAUAUAUGGGACAUGUACCUCUUAAGUCUGAUAACCUGUGCCUGCAGGAAAAAACAGUGAUGGGAAGGACUUUAGCAAAAUAAAUAAAUAAAUAUUAGUGGCUCUAGUCUACACUUCAAAGCACUACAUUUUUGUAGAUAAGGGCUUUCUCCCUUAUCUGAGGUCAAAAUUUUGAAUGUGAAGGAUACUUAAAAUAAAGCAAGGAUGCAUCCUAGUCUCAAAAGAUGUCUUGGAUUUAUUGUAGCAGCCCAGUAGUAUGGGUAGUGGCUUUCAGCUGGCUGGCUUUGGAUCCAUGGCUAAAAUCAAGUUCUUGCUUAGAUAAUUUGCUAUUGAAAGGACAGUGUUUCAGAAGAGAAAUCUGUAUUCAUCAUCAUUACUAAUUUGCUCCAGUUUCUGUGAUUCUUUCCCCAAAAGCAUCCUUCCCAUCCUGUUAAGUGUACACUAUAUAAUGAUUUUGUUGGCCACACUUAGAUGAAAAUAUAAUUCCUGAGGCAUUAAUAGGAAAGAUAACAGAGUUAAUAGGCUGAAUAGGCCUGUCUCCAUGAAGGCUUAUUUUACAAAUUGCUUCCCAGAAGGUUACUUGGACUUUAGUAUGCAUGACUAUUUAAAAUAUAAUCAGCCUGUGACCAAGGCAGCCCACUUCACUGUGUGGUGUGAGGAUGUUAAACACAAUGAGCAUUUUAGAUCACUAGAUAAGGAUAGAUGAAUUCCCUUGCUGUAAAUGCAGAACCUGAAUGUUUCCAAGGAAGACUAGUUCUACAUUGAAAUGCUUUCCAUAUGCUUCCCUUUUCUAUGACAGUUAUGUGUGCAAACUGGGUGAGCCAGGAUUUUCUGGUAUUGAUAAAUGCAAAUGUUCUUUUUGCUGGGAGACUUAAUCAGUGGAUGCCAGUGGAAGAAAGUGCAGUGGAAGCAAAUGCUCUUGCUACUGUGUGAUGUGACUCAUGUAUCAUAUCCUUAGUUAAUGCAGUGCUCUAGUUUGCCGCCAGAUUAAUAUAUUCAGCUUUGUUAGUAACAGCGUGUCUAACUUUGGACUUUGUUAUUGUCCACUGAUAUAGCAUAAUUCUUUGCCCCUGGAAUCUCCUGGAAAAAUGAGUCAGUGUGAUUUGCUAUGUUUUGAGACUGGUUGUUAAAAAAAGAAUCCUCUGAGUUCUGUGUAUUAAAUUUAAUUUUGUCAGUGUAUAUCCCCACCACAUCACAGCUGGAUGAAAUGGAUUUUUUGUAACCUAGAUUGUUUUGUUUAAUUGGAAGACACUCUUUUAAAAGUUCAUCCAGGCUUAUUUCUUUUGAUAUUGCUUCAUUAAAAUCAGCUUGUCUUGGAGAAAAUGAAGUUACACUCUCCCAUUUACCCUCAGGAGUCAAGCAUUUGUGAAAGUUACAAUGAGGCAAUGGUGCAAUCAAGGUAAUUGUAAUAAAUUUUAGUUAGGAAGGCAAGGUGCAAAAGGCUGAACAUAGAGCUUGGUAACAGAACUCUGAGUGUACUUCAAAAUGGGUUUCUUUCUGUAUCAAAUGGUAUUGAAGGAUGAAGGUUAUGUCAAGGCUAAUUGAAUCCCUUUCCUGAGCUUUUGUAGACAGUGUUCUAAUUCCCACUACAUUUUGGGUCUCCAGCAAGUGCCUCAUUAACCUUUUUGGCUGUGCCCUAAUUGAUAGAGAUUUCUCCAGCUAUGCUACUUAUGAGAAACACUUCCACCUUAAGGAUAAAGCAUCUUCUACCUUUCUGUUAACUGGGUAACUUUAGUUUAAAACUUAAGAUAUCUUGCUCAAAAAGGAAUCAUGGAUAAAAGUGAGGCAGCCUUAAUUACACACCAAUCUUUUCCAAAGCUAGAGCCUGUAAUGCAUGGUUAAUUGUUUUCAAAGAAAAAUCUUAACUUGUGCAUACAGCUUCUGUCAUGUGACAACAUAUAUAAAACCCAAGAGUUAGGAUCCAGUGAGGAUAGCUUAAAUUCAGGUAAAAUAAGUAGAUUUUGUAGCUGGUUGUCUUUAUUGAAAAGGAACUGUUAAAUGUUCACCUUUAAGAGGCAGAUAUUACAUUUUUAAUGGUCCCUGCAGUUUAUUUUUCUCUCUGUAAUAAAUAUUGAAAAUUACUUUGCCUUGAAUGUCAAAAACUAGGAUUCGUCAUUGUAAUCUAAAAAUUUUGUUUCAAUCAUUUUUAUUUUGUAAAAAUGGGGUGGUUGAUCUAUUUUAUAGACCAUGCUUUAGCAGCCUUUUAUAAAUCAAAAUAUGGUGGUGCAGUGUAAUCCUAAAAUACUUUAAGGUGGGUCUGCGUAUGGAGGAACUUUCUUAACAAGCUUUAAAAGUUAGUUUAUGAUCUCUUAUGUUACGGUUGCAACACACUGUCUAAUCCAUCAGAAUAUGCUUUGUAUAUAUUUUUAAAUAGAAGGUUUUUUUCAGAGAGUAAAUUGUUUCAAGGAAAUUCGAGUAGUUGAGUAGUUCAGCAUUAAAAUGUGUAACUUAUUCGGUUUCCUUAAAAGACCUAAAUUUUGCAGUGAAAAUGCUGACCUAGGUUCAACUAAAAUAAAGACAAUUUACUGUAGAUUGUAUGGGCUAAAUUAAUCCCUCUGUAACUCAGCUGAUUAAGUAAAGUUCCAGAGAGUUACCUUUGGCUGUAUAUGGUUAGUAAAAUCCUGUGAAACACAUUAUAAAUCAGUAAUCCUAAAAAUGACAUAAGAGAUCUGUCAAACUGGCCAACUAAACAAACUUGUUAAAGUAACCACACUGCAUCAGUCUAUGUUAAAAAAAAAAUGGGGGGGGGGGCAAUAAAUGUACUUUACAUUAAGAUUUAGUAGCAGUAUCCCAAAUACU
Messenger RNA from Chrysemys picta bellii (western painted turtle), 6107 nucleotides. RefSeq names its product cysteine rich hydrophobic domain 2 (gene CHIC2). The record is from RefSeq and is a predicted model, not a curated record. Gene Ontology annotation, cellular component: plasma membrane; Golgi-associated vesicle. NCBI's taxonomy places the organism in Eukaryota, Metazoa, Chordata, Testudines, Emydidae.